AUGCCAGGAACUUUCUGUGGUUUAUCACCAAUGUUGUUUGGUCGGAAGCUUGUCCAGGGACAAAAGGCCCCUCUACCAAGGAAGGAAAAUUCAUGUCAAUCAAGUGCCUGCAACUUCAUUUUGAUUAUGGAGCUUAGGAAAAAAAUCAUUGCUUUCAGGGACAUCAUUGAUCUGCCACCACCUUCUAGCACUUUAGUUUCAACAGACCAGUUGUUGAUUGGAACAAUGAAAGAUCUUCAUAAGUUCUACCCUGAAAGCAUACCCUAUUUUCGCAUUUCAGAGUUCAAAAAAUUGCCUCUUGAUAAGGCGCUGAUAUACUUUUGCAAGGCUUUGCAAGGCCUUGGGGACACAUCAAAGAUGAGCGAUGAGUGGAUAAACAAAUAUAAGUACGAUAUACAUGAUAAUGACAACUGCAAAAAUGUCGAUAAGCUCGUUGAAAUCGCUGUGGCUACACUCAAUGGAUUGAUUAAGAUAGCAAAGGAGAAAUUCGAUAUGAUGGAUGAAGAUGAAGAGAACAAAGAGUUCGGUCCGAAGGCGAAAACGUUCGGAAAGGUUUUGAAGGAAUCGUAUUCGGAGUAUGGCUCGAGUAGCCCUUCUCCGGUGACACCAACUUCUGUCCUGCCUGAAUUGAUGAAUGGUUCGCCGAAAUCCUCUUAUUCGUCAUCACUUUUGUUGCCUCUUCGGGUUCAAGCGGUUGGGAAAUCGAAUCCUGUAGAUGUGAAGCGGCUCGAGUCAGAUAUGCUUCCGAAGGUUCAAGUCCAUGUUCAGAACUCAUUGAACCAAAAGAAGGUUGCUGCUGUUGAGAAACAGAAGAAAGAAGCAAAGGGCAAUUCCCCAGUGAGAAAAACAUCAGAGGUUCCCCAUUUGAAUUCAAGCAAUGCUUCUGGUGAUAAAGCAAAGAGCUCACUGAAUGCAGCAUUGCCAUCAUCGCCUUUAGGGAGGCUACAUUCCGAGUUGUUGAAAGAUAAAGUAGGUGCAGAAAAAUCAACAUUGCCAUCACCAUCACCAUCACCACUAUCAGCAUCCCUAUUGCCGUCACCGUCACCAUCAGCAUCACAAUUGUCAUCACCACUAUCAACAUCCCUAUUGCCAUCACCGUCACCAUCAGCAUCACAAUUGCCAUCACCACUAUCAACAUCCCUAUUGCCAUCACCGUCACCUUCAGCAUCACCAUUGCCAUCACCAUCAGCGUCACAAUUACCAUCACCGUCACCACUAUCAGAAACACCAUCUGCAGAUGUGUUACUGCCAUCCCCGCAAUCACAGCGAGUAAAAAUGUCAAUGGAUAUGGAGACGGACAUAAGAUUACUUCCACCACCACCGAAACCGUCGGCUGAAGUUUUAUUGGCUCCCCUGCCAUCCCUGCCAACAAAGCUGUCAACAGAUAAGGCAGUAGAUAUAAGAGCAUUUGCACCAUCGGCGCCACCGACAGCAGCAUCAGCACUAGCACCACCAUUGUUGCAACAAAAUGUAGUAUCGGGAGGACCGCCAUUGCCUUCGCCCCCAAUGUUGCAACGAAAUGUAGAAGCGGUACAAGCAACAAAAGUAGCAACAGAGUCACAGUUGCCUUCACCACUUUCAAUGCUAACAAAUAUAACAGUGGCUGGAAUACCAUUACCACGUCCGCCAUCACCUCCACCUCCGGUCUCAUCGAAGCCAAAUGUAAUGGCUAUAGGAGCACCCCUUCUACCACCACCUCCAGUCCUAUUGCAGUCAAAAGUAGUGGCAACCGGAGCACCACUUCCACCACCACCACCACCUCCUCCUCCUGGAACAGUAUCAACAAUGCCAUCACGCCAACCACCGAUGAUCCUUUCAAAAGGAUCGGGACCAUUGCUGCCGCCACCGCCAUCACCCCCCAUGUCAAACGGAGGAGCUGCUCCACCACCUUCUCCACAUGGUGCGGCAAAAUCCUUGCGCCCCAAGAAAGCAAAUACUAAAUUGAAGCGAUCAAGCCAUAUAGGUAACCUAUAUCGGGUUUGGAGGGGCAAAAUCGACGAAUGUCCCAAGCAAGGCAAGUCACCUACUGGUACAAAAACUGGGGUUGGAACCAUCAUCAUCAAUGGCAAACAAGGCAUAUCUGAUGCAUUAGCAGAGAUGAACAAGAGAUCGGAUUAUUUCCAACAAAUAGAAGAAGAUGUCGACAAGCAUGCUAAAUCAAUCACAGAACUCAAAACUGCUGUUAACACAUUCAAUACAAAGGACAUGACAAAGCUGCUCAAGUUCCACAAACAUUUAGAAUCCAUUCUUGAGAACUUAACAGAUGAAACCCAGGUUCUAACAAGGUUUGAAGGGUUCCCAACCAAAAAGUUGGAAGCAUUAAGGACAGCUUCAGGACUUUAUUUGAAAUUAGAAUCAAUGAUCACUGUGCUACAAAACUGGAAGAUUGAGCCUCCUUUGGCUGAGCUUCUUAACAAGGUUGAUCGUUACUUCAACAAGAUCAAAGGUGAAAUAGUCGCCCUGGAAAGAACCAAAGAUGAAUUAACCAAGAAAUUCAAGAGCCAAGACAUCGAUUUCGACUUCCAAAUCCUCGUACAAAUCAAAGAAGCAAUGGUUGAUGUUUCAUCCAAUUGCAUGGAACUAGCAAUGAAGGAAAGAAGAGAAGUGAAGCUAAGAGAAAACGAAGUAUCCAAAGCCAAAGCUGAAGCUCAAAGGAAAGUGUGCAUUAAAAUGCUGUGGAGAGCUUUCCAAUUGGCUUUCAGGGUUUAUACAUUCGCCGGCCUAAGCCAUGAUGAUCGUGCCGAUCAACUGACCCCAGAAUUGGCUGACGAAAGCCAAAUCGAUCCUCAAUAAUUCAUUAUAUAUAUAAAUAUAUAUAUAUAUAUAUAUGUCUUGAGGAACUUGAAUUGAAGUUUCAAAAGGGCUUUGUAAAUUUAAACUAAGAAACUUUGCGAACUCACAAAAGCUUGAGAUUGUAAUUUUUAUGAUGUCAUUCAUUUUUUCCCUUGUAACCAACGUCGAACUAUUGAUUUUUCUUAUUAAAUUAAUAAAA
Gossypium raimondii (Peruvian cotton) is the source of this 2992-nucleotide messenger RNA. RefSeq lists its product as uncharacterized. The coding region runs from base 1 to 2793 and encodes 930 amino acids. The transcript is spliced from 9 exons. Gene Ontology annotation, biological process: chloroplast organization. Lineage: Eukaryota; Viridiplantae; Streptophyta; Magnoliopsida; Malvales; Malvaceae. Gene Ontology annotation, cellular component: chloroplast outer membrane. The record is from RefSeq and is a predicted model, not a curated record.